CAGCUGUAGAUCACUCACUUUUUUUGCUGAAGUAUGAUAUUAGGGUUGUGACAUCAAAUAUACUGGUGGGAAGACUCCAAACUGUGCUCUUGCAUCCCUGUCACGUGUUGCUUACUUAGCUGGUCAAACAUUGACAAACUAAAUAAAUCAAGAAUAUGUACAAUGGUGUUUAAAUCUUUUAAUGACCUUCACCUGAAAAACUAGGUAAAACAUUUCGAUGACUAAUAUUCCUACCAGGGUGUUACACGCAAUGCAAAAUUUAGUCAGGCUUUGCCAACAAUAAGAACAUCUUAUGGCUAAAAUCAUUGGUGUUUCAUGGAGCCAACGCAUGGAAUAGACUUGACGCGGAAAUGAAUUUAUUCUCUACGAUUCGGUCAUUCAAAACGAAAUUAUAAGCUUUAAACUGAAAGCAUUCAAGGAAAGCUGAUCGGCAUAUUUAUCUUUAUUUUCUUAUCACUUCUUAUUAUUAUUAUUAUUUGGAAUAUAAAGACUAGAAAUAAAAAAUUUUUGAAACCGUUUGAGCUCAUAUUUGUCUGAAUACAGAUCUGUUUAUCGUUAUUUAGAAAACCCUAACCACUCGGCUGUACAAAACACUCAAAAGUUCCUGGAAUACUGCCCUAGAUUUUUGGAAAUUGUCAAUAGCAUCUUAGCAACACCCCUUAGGAAUUUUAUAAUGCGGAAAAAGAGAGCGUAUUAUUUCUCAGAAAUACAAACCGAUUGUUUGAAGAACAGUUGAGCAACCACAAGGUUAUUCUCCGUGCCAACUGAACCGUCUAGAGAGGCCCUUCUCGUCCGUACGGAUAGCAUUGGUAACACUUGCCGUUAUAUUGGCGGGCGAGGAAAGAAUCUCUCUCCGAAAUGGCUUCUGCUGGAUAUGACGAUUCAACCGAUAACCUGGAGACUGAUGACAUUGUAAGCACUAUAAAAAAGAUGUUGAUUCAUGCAAUAUGCCUAAACAAUGCUAAUGGCUUUGAUAUGGCUGUCGACGGUCUGCAGCAGCUUGGCGUUGGCCUAAAUUGGAGAGCAAAUGAACAAUCGUUUGCUUUUAUAGGAGACGACUGGCGCACGCCCUUAAGUCUGGCAGCAUGUUUAGGCAGUACAGACAUGGUGGAGAAGCUGCUUAUGAAAAACACUGAUCCUAAUAUGCGUAGCAAAGAUAAGAAAGGGCGGGAAACUGGUCGGAAUGCACUUCAUGAGGCCGUAAGGUAUGGUCAUACUAAAACAGUGGAAUACUUGUUGAAGAAUGGGUUUCAAGUCGAUGAUCGCGAUGCAAAGGGAUGGACUCCUUUACAUAUCGCUCUUAUAUACGAUCGGCAUGAAGUAGCUACACAGCUCAUUGACUGUGGGGCGAAUCCACAUAUCGUUGCUUCCAUCAAUAUCAAUGACCUGUCAAUAGCUGACCGAUUCUCCAUCAAAACGUUAUUCAAGACACACAAUCUAGGUUGCACCACGUCUCCAAUUUUCGAUUGGAACUGUGCAUUUCUCGCAUCCCAUUGUCAUCAACCUAGAAUUUUGUCAACAUUGAUCCGUGAUCAUUUUCAAGACCAGUUGAAUUCUCAAACUCCCUCAGGCUCCACUCUCCUACAUGAAUCGGUAUGUUUGCCAAAAAAUUAUAAUUUUGAAGAUUCAAUGACUUUCCAGAAUCACCAGGAAACCAUCAGCGUUAUACUAGAAUAUGGAGCUGAUCCUAAUAUGGUUGACUCUAGUGGAAAAACACCGCUUCAUCUAUUCUUCGAUGAUGUCAAUUUGACCAGUAAUAGGAUAAAAUGUUUACCAAGAAUGGUUCUAGAUACUGUUCAUCUAUUUCUGCAGUACAAACAAGACUUGGGCAUUGCAGAUUCAAGCCGAAGGACCGUUUGUCAUCAAGCUGCUGCAUUUGGUAACCCUGAAGUAAUGAAAGAACUCCUUGAUUAUGGUGUUGACUGUACCGCAGUGGAUAGUGAUGGUAAUACGCCAGCACAUGUUGCCGCCUAUCAUGGGAACUUCGAUUGUUUGCAGCUUCUUAUAAAUCAAAAGGGAAUGCGAGAAAUAGCCAAUGAUCACGGUGAAACGGUGUUUCAUGCAAUAAUGAAAGCCAAACGAGAUGAGGUCGCCAUUCUUAAGGUUCUAGAUUUCAUUAAAGCCCAGUUUGAUCCAUCGAAGAAGAAUCUGUUUCAAGAGACAGUUUAUGAUUUGGCCGUAAAGCGAAAUCUGGACAGAGUAUUCAAGGCUCUGUCUAACUCAAUGUGUUCACCAAAUGUAUGUGACGUUGAAAAAGAAGGUUUGUCUGUUUGCCCUACUGACAAAAAAGAGGGAAACUGCAAUGCUGCGAGUUCAAGAGAACAAUUGGUCCUAAAUUUUGACAAGGAAAUCUGUAUCAAAGACCAUCUGCUGCAUCAUUGCAAUCAAAACCAACUUGGCAAAAUUCAUCUGGAUGAGGACGGCUCAUUCUGCCAUGAGAGGUGCGAGGUCGCCAAACAAAUUAUGCGGCUGAUUAGGACUCUGUUGGACGCUGUAGCCAACGAGGACAAAAGGUUUUCUUUCACUGUUUUAGCAACUGGCAGUGCGUUUGAAGGAUUCAGAAUCAGAAAACCAGAUGAGUUUGACUUCAUGAUUGAGAUGAAGCUGUUAUCAACGAAUGAAUAUGAAAUUAUUGAGAGCGGCAGGCCGGGAUUCACGCGUGUCCGCAUCAAAGAGCCAUAUGUGGAGAAAUGGCAGGACAUGACGUCAAGCGAAGGUUACCUUAAUUCACAAAAGCUUAAACAGACUUUAUAUCGCAUGCUAGCUGCAAAAUCUAGCAUAGUUCCAAUAACCCCUGAUACAGUCUUGUUGUUCAAUAAAACCAAUUAUGAUAAUUGUCAGUUUUGCGAACCGUUGUUUCAGCAGAGCAAGGCUGGUAUUAAAAUGACAUUGCUUUGGAGAGGAAAUGAGUAUCCAUUUAUGCCAGUCGAUAUAGACGUAACUCCGGCUAUACGCAUAGAAAGUUGGCCCUCGGCGGCAAUUGUUCCUCCAAAUCAUGUUCUAGAUAACUGUGAACGAAUUGGUUAUCACGUGAUUCCAAAAUCAGAGGCCAAUGAUCCAUUGCUGUGGAGAAUUUCUUUCUCAGUGGCAGAGCUCUCCAUUCUGCAAAACGUCUCUGCAAUCCAAGGAGCUUGCUACACUAUUCUGAAGCUUAUAAAGGAACAAACAGUUCUUUUCAAAGGAAAACAGUUCUCGCACUUUGGUUACCUUCAUACGUAUAUUUUGAAAACAAAGUUUUUUGAAGAACUAGAAAAAUCUAAAGAUACAGAGCUUUGGAGUGAGGAUAAAUUGGAAGACCGAGUGUGUAGCGUAUUGAGAGCAGUUGCUGAGCACUUGAAUCAAACGAGCAGUUCAUGCGUGGAGUCGUACUUUCUUCCAGGUUAUAAUGUCCUUGGCAAAGAAGACGUUCAAAUUGCCAAAUUGGCUUCAGCAUCAAUAAGAAAGAGUCUGCUUGAAAUUGCUUCGUAUUUGCUCGGUGAGGCAGUUGAAAGCUCGCAGAUCAAAGAAAGUGAGAAAGCAAUGCAUUUCGGACUAGAUUCGAAUGUAGACAAGGCUGGUAAAGAAGAAGUUCGCAUUGCACAAUUGGCUUCAGCAUCAAUAGGAAAGUGUGCGAAUGAAAUAGCUUCAUAUUUGCUCGGCGAGGCAGUUGAAAGCUCGCAGAUCAAAGAGAGUGAGAAAGCAAUGCAUUUCGGACUAGAUUCGAAUGUAGACAAGGGUGGUAAAGAAGACGCUCGCAUUGCACAAUUGGCUUCAGCAUCAAUAGGAAAGAGUGCGAAUGAAAUAGCUUCAUAUUUGCUCGGCGAGGCAGUUGACAUCUCCCAGAUCAAAGAGAGCGAGAUAGUAAUGCAUUUUGAACCAGAUUCAGAUGUAGACAAGGGUGGCAAAGGAAGAACUUUGUUAGAAUAA
Rhopilema esculentum is the source of this 3906-nucleotide messenger RNA. RefSeq lists its product as uncharacterized. The record is from RefSeq and is a predicted model, not a curated record. NCBI's taxonomy places the organism in Eukaryota, Metazoa, Cnidaria, Scyphozoa, Rhizostomeae, Rhizostomatidae. Gene Ontology annotation, molecular function: protein binding.